AUGCUAAGAGAUUUAAUUAAUAAUCACAAACCCUUAAAAAAUAAUUUUGAACGCUUAUCAACUCUCUUUCAAUGUGCUAUAAAUGCCUAUAAAUACCCUUUAAAUGGAAAUCAUCUCUCCUAAUUGGGAGAAUUAUCAGGGUAUUAUUGUGUAAAGGACAUCCACUAAAGAAUGCUUCAGCAUCCCGUUGGUUAGAGAAUAUUAAUUGAUAAACCCAGAGUUACACCUGAAACAUUCAAAGUAGAAGAGUUGUUAAAAUUGAAUCAAAAUACUUUUGGGUAGCAUUCAUCUUUAAUAUAAAGUUAUCAAUAUGGAAAAUUUAUGAGGGAUAGAGACUUCUCUAGCAGUGAAAGACCAAUAGUUAAAUAUAUUCCAGAUUUGGAAUUGGCAUAUGUCUAUCAAAGAUAUAAAGAAAUCCAUGAUUUUAUACAUGUGCUACUCAUGUAUGACGUAAGUGUCUAUGAUGAAAUUGUUGUGAAAUGGUAUGAAAUGGCUUAACUUGGAUUACCAUCAGCAACCUUAAGUGCAUUUGUUGGGUCAUUCAAAUUAAAUUGUUAGGAAAAACAAAAAUUAUUAGAAACUUUACCUGAAAUUUUGAAAAGGGCCAAUAGAAGUGAAUUUAUUAUGAAUGUUUAUUUUGAAGAACACAUAAACACAGAUCUUACACAGCUUAGAAAAUCCUUGAGAUUAUUAUGAUAAUAACUAAAAAAUUCCAAUUUUUAUUUAA
Molecule: messenger RNA, 727 nt
Organism: Paramecium tetraurelia
Lineage: Eukaryota; Ciliophora; Oligohymenophorea; Peniculida; Parameciidae
Exons: 3
Biological process (GO): ubiquinone biosynthetic process
Cellular component (GO): mitochondrial inner membrane
Source: RefSeq, a predicted model, not a curated record